UUCCGCUAAAAGGAUUUGAAUUUUCCAAGCAAAAUGGACAAGGGGACGGGCACCACCAUCAAAGUUCAUCAUCAUAUUGACAGAAGCAAAGUUAGAAUUUUACUGUGCGACUUCAAUGCAGAAAGUUGUCAACAAAUACUGGCCCUUCUUUGCCAAUGUUCUUACAAGGCAGCUGCAGUGUGGUCAGAGAGAGAAAUCUUUGAUGUCUUAAACUCUGAAGGACCUCGUACUGAUAUUAUACUUGCUGAGGUUAAUCUUAUUAUGUCCAAUGAUGCACAUCUGUUAAGGUAUAUCAUGUCUAAUGAAGACUUGCAAAAUAUUCCACUUAUAAUCUUGACAACAGAGGAUCACGAUCAGGUUUCUGUUACGCUAAAGGGAUUGAGACUUGGAGCUGUGGACUAUCUUGUGAAGCCUUUACAUACUAAUGAGAUAUCGAGUUUGUGGAUGCACGUUCAAAAUCUUGGCUAGUUGAAAUGUAGUACAGAGUCAAAGAAAUGUCGUAAUGAACUGAAAUAAGAUAUUGAAAAUGAAUAUGGUAACGAAUUGAAAUUAUAGUGGUAAUCAACGAUUCUUGUAAUCGAAUUCAGAUUAUAUAUGCUGUCAAUUGUGACAUGCACAAUGCAACCGAAAGCUACAAGUUGACUUCCAUGUAAACUACUUCCAGUGUAGCAUACGUUGAAAUUUGAAUGUAAAUUAUAAUUUU
This is a messenger RNA of Olea europaea var. sylvestris, 703 nucleotides long. Its product is annotated as two-component response regulator-like APRR1. Gene Ontology annotation, biological process: cytokinin-activated signaling pathway; phosphorelay signal transduction system. Bases 34 to 468 code for a protein of 144 amino acids. The transcript is spliced from 3 exons. Lineage: Eukaryota; Viridiplantae; Streptophyta; Magnoliopsida; Lamiales; Oleaceae. The record is from RefSeq and is a predicted model, not a curated record.